AGUACUACCUCUUUCCUCCCAACUAAAUUCAAACGCAAGUUACUGUCUUCUUACUCCAAAUAACAAAAUGACUUCCCCCACCGCCAACCAUUUUCCUCCACCUCUCUCUACCUACCCUGUUUUUCACCCCUAGCUUCUCUUUCUCCUUCUCAAUCCCUAACCAAACCCACUCCAAAAUCCCAAUGGCCAAGCUGGUGGUGGAGGUUCUCGACGCCAGCAACCUCAUGCCCAAAGACGGCCACGGCAGCGCCUCCCCCUUUGUGGAGGUCGAAUUCGACGAGGAGCGCCGCAAGACUUCUACUAAGCACAAAGAUCUCAACCCUUUCUGGGACGAGAAGCUCGUCUUCAACAUCAAGAAUCCCAGAGAUCUUGACAAAAAGUCCAUAGACGUCUCUGUCUACAAUGAUAACAAGGAGGGCCACAAGAAUUUUCUUGGGAAAGUCCGAAUAUCCGGCAGGUUUGUGCCUGAAUCUGAGCAGGAAUCCAUGGGCCAGAGGUACCCUCUUGAGAAAAGAGGCCCCUUUUCCCAUGUCAAGGGCGAUAUCGCCUUGAAGAUUUACUCCGUGCAUGGUGGCGCCCCCUCCAGUGGUGGAUUUGAGGCGGUGGAGGAGGUUCUCAACCAUAUGGAGGGCAAUAUGGAGGAUCUCUACAACCACAGCCACCACCACCAUCAGAAGCACAAGGAGAGGGAGAGAGAGAGUGCUCCACCGCCGUUGAAGGAGAUUAACACUGACAAGUUUGAUGAUGAGUUUUUCUACAAGGGGAGCCAUGACAAGAUCAAGAAGAAGAAAAGCAAGGAGAAGGAGGUGCGGACCUUCUACUCUGUUGGCACCGGCGGAGGCGGGCCGCCUCCUCCUCCGCCGGAGAAGCCUGUAUUCGAGAAAAGGGCCGACUUUGCUAAAGGCGGUGGAGCUCCGGCUGCCACUGUGAUGCAAAUGCAGUUCCCGGGGCAGAAGCCGGAGUAUGGCGUGGUGGAGACACGGCCACCGUUGGCUGCAAGGAUGGGGUAUUGGGGCAGAGACAAAACAGCAAGCACCUACGAUUUGGUGGAGCAGAUGAAUUUUCUAUACAUCAGUGUAGUGAAAGCAAAAGAUCUACCUGUCAUGGACAUCUCCGGCAGUCUUGAUCCUUAUGUAGAAGUGAAAGUGGGUAACUACAAAGGUGUGACUAAGCAUCUCGAGAAGAAUCAAUAUCCAGUUUGGAAUGCAGUCUUCGCUUUCUCAAAGGAGAGGCUUCAGAGCAACCUCAUUGAGGUUACAGUCAAAGAUAAGGACUUUGGCAAAGAUGAUUUCGUGGGGAAGGUCGUAUUUGAUGUUGCAGAAGUGCCCCUGCGCGUGCCACCAGAUAGCCCUCUGGCUCCACAGUGGUACAAAUUGGCAAACAAGAAAGGGGAGAAGCACCCUGAUCAUGGAGAGAUCAUGCUUGCAGUGUGGAUGGGGACGCAGGCUGAUGAAGCAUUCCCGGAGGCGUGGCACUCCGAUGCUCAUAGCUUGAGCCAGCAGAGUCUAGCUAGCACGAGAUCCAAAGUGUAUUUCUCACCAAAACUGUACUACCUCAGAGUGCACAUCAUGGCAGCUCAAGAUCUCGUGCCAUCUGAUAGAGGGCGGAUGCCUGAUCCGUAUGUUAAGGUGCAGCUUGGCCAUCAAAUCCGUGCCACCAGGCCUUCAGCAAUGAAGCAUAUCAACCCGGAGUGGAAUGAGGAGCUUAUGUUUGUUGUAUCUGAGCCGUUUGAUGAGUAUAUUUUCAUUAGUGUGGAGGAUAAGGUUGGACCGGGGAAGGAUGAGAAUAUUGGGAUGAUCUUGAUACCUGUUAGGGAGGUUCCACAAAGAAUCGAGACUUCCAAGCUGCCUGAGCCACGGUGGUAUGCUCUGCAGAAGCCAUCUAAGGCAGAGGAGGAUGGGGAGAAGAAAAAAGAGGUAAAGUUCGCGAGCAGGAUCCUUCUCCGGAUCUGCAUUGAUGCAGCCUACCAUGUUCUUGAUGAGUCCACGCAUUUCAGCAGUGAUCUUCAGCCAUCAUCCAAGCAUCUGAGGAAACCUAGCAUUGGGAUGCUUGAAGUUGGAAUCUUGAGUGCUCGAAACCUGCUACCGAUGAAGGGGAAAGAUAAUAGGCUCACAGAUGCGUACUGCGUAGCAAAGUAUGGGAACAAAUGGGUUCGUACCAGAACGCUUCUUGACACGCUACAUCCUCGUUGGAACGAGCAGUACACGUGGGAAGUUCAUGAUCCUUGCACUGUGAUCACCAUUGGUGUCUUUGACAACUGCCACAUCAAUGGGAAGGAUGAUGCAAGGGAUCAGCGGAUCGGGAAGGUCAGAAUCAGGCUCUCGACGUUAGAGACAGAUAGAAUUUACACUCAUUCUUAUCCGCUACUCGUGCUAGCUCCCUCUGGAUUGAGGAAGCACGGUGAGCUCCAUCUAGCUCUGCGAUUCACCUGCACAGCUUGGGUGAACAUGAUGGCUCAGUACAGCAGGCCGUUGUUGCCAAAGAUGCACUACGUUCAACCAAUCUCUGUGAGGCACAUAGAUUGGCUGCGCCACCAAGCAAUGCAGAUAGUGUCUGCACGGUUGAUCCGGGCUGAGCCACCUCUAAGGAGGGAGGUGGUGGAAUAUAUGUUGGAUGUGGAUUAUCACAUGUUCAGUUUGAGGAGGAGCAAGGCCAAUUUCUUCCGCAUAAUGUCACUCCUUUCCGGGAUUUCAUAUGUCAUCCGGUGGUUUGAUGGCAUCUGUUAUUGGAAGAAUCCAUUGACAACCAUCCUGGUGCACGUGUUGUUUCUGAUACUCAUCUGCUACCCGGAGCUGAUCCUACCAACAAUCUUUCUCUACCUGUUUGUCAUUGGGUUGUGGAACUACCGGCUGAGGUCAAGGGUUCCGCCACACAUGGAUGCUCGUCUCUCUCAGGCUGAGAACACCCAUCCGGACGAGCUUGAUGAGGAGUUCGACACAUUCCCAACAUCUCGGCCAUCUGACCUAGUGAGGAUGAGAUAUGAUAGGUUAAAGAGCGUUGCAGGAAGAGUGCAGACCGUGAUUGGAGACCUGGCAACGCAAGGGGAGAGGGCGCUGUCGAUACUGGGGUGGAGAGACCCGAGGGCGACAGCCAUCUUCAUCAUCUUCUCAUUGAUCUGGGCUGUAUUUUUGUAUGUCACUCCAUUUCAAGUUGUAGCAGUGCUCAUUGGCCUUUACAUUCUUCGACACCCACGGUUUCGGAGCAAGCUGCCAUCGGUUCCGGUCAAUUUCUUCAAGAGAUUACCAGCAAGGUCAGACUCUCUUCUAUGAGAAAAGAUCAAACAUUAAGAUAAGCAGAGAAUUUAUUGAGUAAAUAAGUUCCAAUAAAGCCUUCAUCAUCAGCUGCAGCAAAAGCUAAGUUUAGCAAUUUACCUGUCUAGAGCAGCAUUUCUUCAAUAUCUCUAAUUUGUGCAUUCUGUAACAAUUUUCCCUUUUAAUGUUAUUCAACAUAUUAUUUAAA
Molecule: messenger RNA, 3459 nt
Organism: Salvia hispanica
Lineage: Eukaryota; Viridiplantae; Streptophyta; Magnoliopsida; Lamiales; Lamiaceae
Product: multiple C2 domain and transmembrane region protein 6-like
Source: RefSeq, a predicted model, not a curated record